AUGAAUAUCUCGUUUUGUCUUCUUUGGAUUUUUAUCCAAAGAAUUUCAACUCUUUCGUUUAAUCAACCGAAAUUUUGUUCAAAUGCAAGUUGGAAUAAAUCUGCAAUUACUUUUGCUGAUCAAAACAUUAUUGGAUCAUUUCCCUAUGCUCUUUUUGUCAAUACAAACAACACAAUCUAUUCAUUCAAUAUCGAUACAAAACGAAUUCUAAUCUGGACCAAUCAAAGUUCAAAUCCAACAAAAACAAUUUCGGGGAAUUUUACCUAUUCAUAUUCGAUAUUUGUGACAAAUGUUGGUGAUAUUUUUAUUGAUAAUGGUCAGUCGAACAAUCAAGUUAAUCAAUGGAUUCAACGAAAUGAAAGUUUGAUCACUGUCAUGAGUGUCGAUUCUCAAUGUUAUGGUUUGUUUGUCGAUCAAAAUAAUUCGUUAUAUUGUUCAAUGUACAAUCAACACAAAGUGAUCAAGAGAUGGUUGAAUGAUGCUGAUUUGACACCAAAAAUUGUUGCUGGAAAUGGCACUGAAGGUUCUGCUCUUAAUGAACUUUCUUCUCCUGUUGGAAUAUUUGUUGAUGUGAAUUUCGAUCUAUAUGUGGCAGAUUAUCGAAAUAAUCGUAUUCAACAAUUUGAAGUUGGACAGUUAAAUGGAAAAACGAGAGUGGGACAAGGAUCUUCAAAUUUCACAAUUACACUUAGUCUUCCAAUUGGAAUUGUUCUCGAUGCACAAAAAUAUCUUUUCAUUCUGGAACAAGGAAGUGGUCGUAUAAUGGGAGAAGAUGCGAAUGGUUUUCGAUGUUUAGUUGGAUGUGAUGGAGGAGGUUCACAAUCUCAUCAAUUAUCCGCUCCAUGUGCUCUGAGUUUUGACAUUGACGGAAAUCUUUUUGUUAUUGAUAAUGGAAAUAAGAGAAUUCAAAAGUUUAAUUUUGAAAAAACUUCGUGUAAUAAAUCUUCGGUAAUUGGAACAACAAAUCAAGUUGCAGAAAGUGAAUUAUCGACUGUUUCAUUGACAACGACGAAGAUCGAAGAAACUUUUCCAAUGACAACUGAAGGAUUUUUAUCAACUGUUCGAACAAAUUCAGAUCAAACAGCUUUUCCACGAAUUUCACAAGCUCUUUCGUUUAAUCAACCAAAAUUUUGUUUGGGUGCUGUUUGGAAUGGACAUGGAAUCACUUUCGCUAAUCAAAGUAUUGUUGGGCAAAAUCCUCUUUUGUUAUUUAUCGAUACAAAUAAUACAAUCUAUGUUGUUGAUCAAGAUAAAAACGAAAUUUUAAUUUGGUUUAAUCAAAGUACAUAUCCAACAAAAACGAUUUCAGGAAGUUUUUCAUAUCCAACAUCGAUGUUUGUGACAACUUUGGGUGAUAUCAUUAUCGAUAAUGGUUUUGCCAAUAAACGAGUUGAUCAAUGGAUUUCUAAGAAUAAUACUUUUAUCACAGUAAUGGAUGUCGAAUCAAAAUGUACAGGACUUUUUGUUGAUCAAAUGGAGAAUUUAUAUUGUUCAAUGACAGAAAAUCAUAAAAUAGUCAAGAAAUCGUUGAAUCAGGAAUUACUCACACCAAUAGUCGUUGCUGGAACUAGUAGUUCAGGUUCGGCAUCAAAUGAACUUUCUGAGCCUCAUGGAAUUUUUGUUGAUACAAGUUUCAAUCUGUACGUAGCUGAUUAUGCCAAUAAUCGUAUUCAAUUAUUUGAAUUUGGCAAUUCGAAUGGAAUAACAAAAGCUGGACGAGGAUCUGCUACUUAUACACUUGAACUCAAUCGUCCAAUUUCUAUUGUUUUGGAUAAUGAUAAAUAUCUUUUUAUUUCGGAUCAACAGAAAAGUCGUAUAAUUGGUUCAAAUCAAGUUGGUUUUCAAUGUAUAAUUGGAUGUGAUGAACGGGGUUCACAAUCUGAUCAAUUAUCAUAUCCGUACAGUUUGAGUUUUGAUAUUGAUGGAAAUAUUUUCGUUGCUGAUGAGUACAAUAGUCGAAUACAAAAAUUUCUUUUCGAAAAAGAUUCAUGUCAAAAUGAAGUAACAACAAUCGACCAACAAAGUGAAAUUACUUCACAUCAAGUAUUAUCAACAACAAAUCCUUCAAAAAACGAAUGUGAAACUCCACAUAUUCGUUUAAUACCUACUUCAACAUAUUUAUCACCGAUUCAAAUUCGUCGAAAUCAGAAUUUUUAUAUUCUAUCCAAAGUCAAAUUAAAUUGUUCAAAAUCAUUUCAAGUCAAAUCCCAAUGGAAAAUCCAAAAUUGUACAACGGAAUGUAAUACAAAUGAACUUUUGUUCGAUUCAAUUGACUCAACUGCAUAUGAUUUGCACAUUCCUUCGACAACACUUCCCUAUGGAAUUUAUCGAUUUACUCUUCAAAUCCAAAUGAUUGUCGAUUCAGCAAUUCAAUCAUCAAAAUCAGUUUAUAUUCAAGUGAUUUCCACAGGAAUCACAGCAAAUCUUGUUCCAUUGGGAACAUCGAUGAUCACAUCUGGUUAUGAACAAGAUCUUCAUUUAAAUCCUGGAAAAUAUUCCAAUGAUCCUGAUGGUUAUCCAUUCAACUCCACAGAUUGGACAUAUCUAUACGAUUGUCGAGCUUAUAAUACCUACGACAUCGUGGACAGAUAUUCAAUAAAUAAUCCAUCAGAACUGUCAUGUUUGUCAAAUCAAUUCCAAUACGAAUUCGAUGGAGUCGAACUCCCAAAAGAAACUUCAGUCACAAUCUUUGCUGGAUCAUUGGAAUUAGAUGAAACAUAUACAUUUAGUGUUCGGCUGACUAAUCGAAGAAAUCGAACAAUUCACGCAUUCGGCUCUGUUCUUGUUCAAAUCAAAGACUCACAAAGACCAAUGAUUAGCAUCGGAUGCGUUGUUCCAACACUUUGUCCAUUAAAUCUUGGAUAUCGACUGAUCAAUCCAACAAUGCAAUUGGCAUUAUUUUCCCGAUGUGAAUCAAAUUGCCAACCAAUUGAGAAUAUCAAAUGGAAUAUUUUCUAUAAAUCAAUGAAUUCGCCUUCGAGUACAAUUCAAUGGUCUUCAUUCGAGGAAUCGGAUUUAUACGCUAAAAUUUACAUUUUUGGAGCAAACACAACUAAUGUAACGAUAACAAAUCAUCUGUUUUCGACAUAUCGUCAUGUAAAAUAUUGGCGUUUCGAAGUAACUUAUACCUUUCGAAGUCAAAUUGGUUCAAGUGCAUUGGAUUUUGAAAUUCAAAUGGAAUUUGUCAAUCCAACAUGUUCAAUAUUUCCAACAAAUGGAACAACAACGACGCGUUUUCAUAUCACAUGUUAUCAUCCAUCGAAACUGAAUUUUAUUCAAGAAUAUUCAUUAUAUUAUUGGUUAAAUGAUUCGAUGAAGUUGACAAUCAUCGCAUUUUCACCUGUUUCGAAUUUUACAGUUCAAUUACCAAGUGGAAAACUCAAUCUCGUUCUUCAAAUUCGCGAUCUCAAUUAUCAAACUACAAAACUGAAUUUAACAACUAUUGAAAUCUUCUCAGAUUUAUCUUUAUUUUAUGAAAACAAUCAAUCAGUUCUACAAAUACUUCAUACCAAAGAUCAAAAUUUCAUUGCACAAAUCAUUUCUUCAUUAUCUCAACAGCUAAAUGGAAUGACCGAUGAAACUCUUCGCAAAUCGAUUCAAGAUGGAAUUCAACCAACACGAAUCUUUGUUUCAUCGUUAGGUCAACAACGACUUGUGUCGGAGAACUUUGUAUCGUCGAUAAAUGAAUCAACAAUGAAAGAAGUCAACGAACAACUUCAGUCUCAAGCAGAACUUCGAGAAUAUUUGAGUGAAUUCAUCACUGAUCUCACCUUAUCCAUUGAAAAUAUGAAAAUGCAAUUAUCAACAUUGAUUCAACUCACUGAAACAACAAAUCAAUUAACAAGACAAACUCUUACGAUCGUAUCACAGAAAUGUCAUCAAUUAGCAAAAGAUCUUCAUUCUUUAUUAAUCAAAAUUCCCUACGAAGAUGUUCAAAUGGUAGGUCAACAACUUCUUCAAUGUGCUGCCAACAUGUUAACAGGUGUCAAUGGAGUUUUACAAGAAAGAUCAAAUCUUUUGAAAUCAGAUUUUCAGCGUUCAACAAAGAUUCCCGAUGAUUAUGAUACAAAUUUGGAUUCUGAUUGGUCAAAUUUGAAAUUAUUCGUUGAUGGAAAUGAUUUGUCAAUGGAGAAAAUCAAUGAAAAUCGAAAUCGAUUUUAUCAAGAAAAGUUAGCGAGGCAAAUCAGCAAGAGAGCCGAUGAGAUCAUCUCAUUGGUCACUUCAUCAUUCAACAUUCAUUUGAAUAUCGGACAGAAGAUGAUUAUCGAUACACCAGAAACAUUUGUUUCAUUCGAAGUGAUUUCAAUCGACUCUCUUUCAAACAAAUCAAUCAAACAAGUUGGACGAGCAGAAAUUCAUCUUUCAUCAAAUGUCAAAUCUUCUCUUGAAAACACUUCACCUGUUUGUCUCGUGAGAUCAAUGAUGGAACGAUUAGCUGUAUUUGACAAGAAUUCUAAGACGAACCUUUCCACGAUGAUCUCACUGACAAUUCUCGAUCGAAAUGGAAAUGAAAUUCCAUUUAAAACAACAAAACAAAAUCCAAUUCGAGUGAGAAUUCCACGAGAUCCGAAUAUUAUAAUUCCACCAAUGAUCUAUCAUAAUGUUUCAUCAUUCAAUUCGACUCAUCACAAUCAAACAUUUCAUUAUCAUUUUGUGAAUAUCACCUCUUCUUUACCAAUUUCAGUUCAUCUCGAAUUUGAAUCAGUCAAUGUUAAUUUAUCACAUUUAUUUAUUUAUAAAUUUGAUCAAUUUCCAAGAUUGAAUCAACUCGAUGGAUGGAAAUUAUUUUGUUCAUCUGUUCAGAAAAAUCCUUCUGUAUUUAUUGAUAAUCAACAAACAAUUGGUUAUCAAACAUUGAUAUUUGGUGUACGAGAAUUGACUUCAACAGAAUCCAAAGAAUUCUGUUCGAAUGAAACUCUUCCAAUUCCAAUUGAUCCAGUUCAUUUCACUUCAGAUUAUCAAACGAGAGUUUAUAUAUCAGGUUGUUAUUAUCUUGAUGAACAAAAUCGAUGGAAAUCUGAUGGAUUAAUUGUUGGAUCGAAGACCAAUCAUUAUGAAACAGAAUGUUUUUCUACACAUUUAACAAAAUUCGCAAGUGGAUUUGUUAUUUUACCCGAAAUGAUCGAUUGGAAUUAUGUUUUCAACAAUGCAGAUUUUCACAAAAAUAAAACAAUUUAUUUGACUGUCAUCACCGUUACCAUCGUCUACAUCAUUUUGAUGAUAUAUGCACGGAAAUACGAUAAAAAAGAUUUUGAAAAAUUGGGUGUAACACCUUUGUCCGAUAAUCGAUCAUCCGAUAAUUAUUUUUAUCAAUUGAUCGUUUUUACUGGUCAUAGAAAAGAUUCAGGAACAAAAUCCAAAGUUCAUUUUGUUUUAUAUGGUGAAAAUGAAUUAACUCGUAUUCGAACAUUCGAUGAUCCACAAAGAGAAAUUUUUCAACGUAGUGGAAUUGAUUCAUUUAUCAUGGGAGUUCCAAAAUCAUUGGGAUUAUUUAAUUAUCUUCAUAUUUGGCACGAUAAUUCUGGUCAAGAUUCCUUUGCAUCUUGGUUUCUCAAAUACAUCAUUGUUCGUGAUUUACAAACAAUGAAAACAUCUUAUUUUAUUUCCCAACGAUGGUUUGCAGUGGAAAAAGAUGAUGGAAAAAUCGAACGCGUAUUUCCAGUUGCAAGUGAAAAAGAAAAGAGGGAGUUUUCAUAUAUUUUAUCAAAGAAAACAUUUCAUAGUUUAUCCGAUGGUCAUUUAUGGUUUUCAAUCUUUGCUCGUCCGCCAUCAAAACAAUUUUCCCGUGUUCAACGAUGUACUUGCUGUUUUGUUUUACUGUUCAUUUCAAUGCUUUCGAAUAUCAUGUAUUAUGAUCUCUCAAAUGAAACCCAAGCCAAGAAAGCAACGAGUCUUUCCUUCGGAACAUUUUCCAUCACAUCAGAUCAGAUUCUGAUUGGGAUAGUGAGUGAAUUGAUUUCAUUAAUUCCAAGUCUUUUGUUGAUUCAAAUGUUUCGUCGACUUCGAUCGCGUCAUCAUCGAAUAAAGCCAACCUGUGAAGAGAAUAAGAAGAAACGUUCAUUAACAUUUCCAUGGUGGUGUUUAUUCUUUGCAUAUGGAAUUUCUCUUCUACUAGUUAUCAUUUCGAUUUUCUUUAUCAUUGCUCGUGGAAUUGAAUUUGGUGAUGUGAAAAGUCAACGGUGGCUUGUUUCAGUUCUUUCGCCAUUCUUCUCAUCGAUUCUUCUGACCGAACCAAUUAAGGUGACGAUCCUCUUUCACUUGAUCUCAACUGAGUAUCUCUUUUUCGAAUAG
Molecule: messenger RNA, 6291 nt
Organism: Adineta ricciae
Lineage: Eukaryota; Metazoa; Rotifera; Eurotatoria; Adinetida; Adinetidae
Source: the annotation of a GenBank genome assembly